Hordeum vulgare subsp. vulgare (domesticated barley) is the source of this 1186-nucleotide messenger RNA. Its product is annotated as L10-interacting MYB domain-containing protein-like. The record is from RefSeq and is a predicted model, not a curated record. The transcript is spliced from 3 exons. Bases 1 to 957 code for a protein of 318 amino acids. NCBI's taxonomy places the organism in Eukaryota, Viridiplantae, Streptophyta, Magnoliopsida, Poales, Poaceae.
AUGAAGAUUGAAGGUGUUCCUGGUACAGAGGAUGAGGCACACGACUCCCACUUCCAUGAUCAGUAUUAUGAUGGUGUUGGAGAAGAUGAAUCGAACGAUGAUAUUGAUAAGGCUGAAUGGACCAAUAGUGAAACCACUGCUGCAUUUUGUUCACUCAGUGUUGAGGAGAUCACAGCUGGCAACAGGAGCAAUGGAUUCAUGACUGCUAGAGGUUACAAUAAUAUUGCUAUCAAGUUUGAACAGAACAGAGGGCUACGACACUCUAGGAUACAGUUUAAGAACAGAUGGGAAGAACUAAAACGCUUCUACUCAUUUUGGUUGUGGCUUAACAAACAAACUGGACUAGGUCGAUCCCCUAGUGGGGGAAUUGUGGCAAGUGAUGAAUUUUGGAAGAAACAUACUAAGGGACAUGCUGCAUGGAGGAAGCUUAAAUAUGGACCACCAGAGAACCUUUCUGAGCUUGAGAUCAUGUUCGAACAUACUGCUGUAGAUGGAUCAACAUCUUGUGUGGCAGGAGAACAAAUGGAUGAUGAAGUCGAUUUUGGAGAGGAGGGAGGAGAUGAAGCCGAUGUGACUCCCUUGAGUGUUAGCAACAAGAAAAGAAGCUCCAACAACACUGCAACAGUCAUUAGUCCAAAGAAGAAAAUCAAAAGUCCUAUGGUGAGAAUAAUGAAGGGAAUGUAUGAAGAGAUGAAAGAAACCAAUGCAGCAGCACAAAAGGCAAUGCAGGAUAAGGUUGUGCAAGCGGAGAAGGUAUUGCAGGAGAAGAAGGAUUCCAUUGCCAAAUGCAUGUCCUUGGCUGUUGAGAAUGGGGCAUUAGAGGGAAGUGCUGAGCAUUUCAUGGCUGGUACAUUGUUCGUAAAGGAAGAACACCGGCAAGUGUUCCUCACUAUAACUACUAGUCCUGGGAGGCUAGCCUUUUUGAAGAGGUGGUGUCGGGCAAAGAAUGUCGAAUAGCUACAUGUUUUGUUUGUUAGUGGGUUGUUCCUAUUCUUUACUUAUUAUCAUAGGCCUUCAUGUAAUGAUGUCAUAUUUCUCUAUAUGGAUUGUCCGUACCUUUAAUAUAAAUGCACAACAUUGAUGACUCUAUUUUAUUUACUGGAUUGUUCCUACCUUUCACAUAAAUGCACAACAUUGAUGACUCUAUUUUGUUUGAAUUUAAUGUAGAUGAAUUGGUCAAGUGAUG